AUGUCAUUCGACGGAUUCCAGCGCUACUACCUCGACAGGAAAAAGACUGUGGCGAUGAAUUUCAUAAAGAGGUAUGGCUCCCACGCUCCUUUUAUGUAUCCUAGUUUUCCCUCGAAGACAAUUCCUAACCAUUAUGCCAUUGUGACGGGUCUCUAUCCUGAAUCGAAUGGCAUCGUUGAAAACAAGUUUUACGACCCGCAAAUGAAAAAAUACUUUUCAAUGAAAGACGACAGUUACAAAGACCCAGCUUGGUGGAAGGGCGAACCGAUAUGGAAUACGGCGCAGAAUAACAAGAUGAAAUCUGCGACCCAUAUAUGGGCAGGUUCUGAAGUCAAAAUUCAAGGAAAACAACCAUCCUAUUUUGCUGAAUAUGACCCAAAAUUUAACUUCACAAAAAAAGUAGACAAAAUCAUCGAAUGGCUGAAUUAUAACGAUACGGCGCGUCCCUCAGUGAUCAACGCUUAUUUCAAUGAGCCAGAUUUGGUAGGACAUAAAUAUGGCCCAAAUUCGGAAGAGAUAAACGCCAUAUUAAAAACGGUUGAUGGCAUACCUGAUUACCUAAUGUCAAGCCUGCUGAAGAACAAUCUUUUUAAUUGCCUGAACAUAAUCAUUUUGGCCGACCAUGGUAUGCAGAAGGUACACAAGGGGUUUUUCAGCAUUCAUCAGUACAUCCCCGACACAAAAGGCAUGGUGAUUUCUGACGGAGGUCCACUGACCAGAAUCUUGCUGAACGCCUCAAGUAAAUCAGUUUUGCCAUGCGGUAUUAAGUUUAAAAUGAGUUAAUA
Molecule: messenger RNA, 785 nt
Organism: Soboliphyme baturini
Lineage: Eukaryota; Metazoa; Nematoda; Enoplea; Dioctophymatida; Soboliphymatidae
Source: the annotation of a GenBank genome assembly